Acanthaster planci (crown-of-thorns starfish) is the source of this 2102-nucleotide messenger RNA. RefSeq lists its product as uncharacterized. Lineage: Eukaryota; Metazoa; Echinodermata; Asteroidea; Valvatida; Acanthasteridae. The record is from RefSeq and is a predicted model, not a curated record.
AUUCACUCCAUCGGAAAUAAGCUGAGACGCGCAGGCAAUAGAGUUAGCCAUAGCUCUGGAAGCCUGUUUCGGACACGGGCUAACUUCGGAGGACGUCUGAAAACUAGGUACAGGACGGGAACCAGUCUAGUAGUGGUGGUGUUGCUGUUUUAGGGUUUUUCCCUGGUGAGAAAUAUCAAGAGCCUGGCGUGAGAUAUCGAGAGAAAGCCGCACCCACGCAACAUACGCAGAACACUGAUAGCGUCGUGUGACAUCUGGUGAUCACAAUCGUAUUCCACCCAGAAAAAAGAGGAGGGUUUUGUGGAUCUGCAGCAAAAUCGCAGCUUUCGUUGGUAUUGAACUGAAUAGCACCAUGGACUGUAAACUGCUUAGUGUGUUCCUCAUUGCCGUGUCAGCAUCUGGCGCUCUUGCCAUCAGAUGCUACGUCUGUGCGCCUACCAAAGUUUGUCAGAACAACGAGCUCGGGAGUCUGGUGACAUGUCCAAACUUCACAGGAUUGGUUAUCAACCAAUGCGCCAAAUUUGACGGGGAAUUCUCUGGCUCAGUCGGGGACAACAAGGUCUCUUUCAACGGCUUGAUCCGUGACUGCAACGCUGUGCCUGUGAACUUCGCUGCCCCACCGAACCGCUGCUUCUCCGGAGAUGAGGCCACCAAGUACAUGCGACGCCUGAUUGAACAGGUGUCCUCUGGUGCGCCAUCUGUCGGUGAACUGACUAUCACCAUCAACGGUGACAUGUGCUUCUGCAACGAGGACGGCUGCAACGGCGUUGGCUCUCUCCAGCCGUUCCUGGCGCCGAUCCUGGUCUUGGCCUUUGUGCAGUCCGCACUAAAUAUGUAAGGACUGCUUGUGAGAGAGGCCGCUCAAGGGAAGUGUGGCACGGCUUUCAGAACACCUUGCGGCAACAAAAGCGAUCAGUAGACUAGGUCACCAAACACAGUAGGAAAGCGAUGUAGAUCGCGUUGUUCAUGGCUUUGUUUGACUAGCAUCGCAUUAUAGCAUCAGUUAGGCUUUGCAUAUUUGCCAGUUUCUAUAUACCUUGUCUCAUGCUUACUGUAUUCUCUAUGCGUAUUACUGCACUCGUUUGCCCGUCUUUACACCCGUAAAGCCAGGUCAUUUUUCGGCCUGCUCUUUGCUCUUACUACCAUCACUUGAUGGAUUUAAGAAAAGUAAGACAAGAUGUUGAUAUUGGGUAUUACGAGUUAGACUCUCGUUUUAUCACUAGCAGUUAAGCUAUAGACCUCAGGUAGCUUUAUCUUAGUUCUUCAGCCGAGAGCCUAGUGGGGUGGUUCUCGACCUUAAUGAGCUCUAUCACGGCCGUAGACGGAGGAAAGCUACUUAAAACAUUCUGAUCAAAACGUGUUCUAAAGGCUAUAAAUGCCUCUUUGAAGAAGAGAAUGCCAAAUUUUGUUUGUCAGGGAAGCAAUCGUUCAUUGAAUGUCCAGUGUAAAUCAACCCAACUACAAAUUUACUCGCCGCAAAGGUAGUAGCCAAUAAUUAUUGUGAUCACCCUGGAAACAAAAAAGAUGCAAUGAAAAAAUCUUAUUACUCUCUAUUUACCGUCAUUUUCCUAUUCUCUUCUCAUUUUCAGAAAAGAACCUGAAAAAAGGUUGACCCAGAGUAAAAGUGACUGAUGUGCUCGUACAUGUGGCCGGUAAAUGCUGAUUUUACAGUGCAACCAUGACACAAUUUUUAUUUUGUUAUAAAAGGCUGUUAUGCAUUUACCACUUACCAUUUUUCUCUUCGAUUCAGGUACAUUGUAUUCUACAGAGAUGACUUAUACCCCACGUAUAAUAUGUCAUAAAAGAAUUACGUCAUGCCUUUUUUUAUUGGCUCUUAUUUUUUUUUUUAGUUUCGUUCGGUAUUAGGAUUAGAUGCAAUUCUAUAGGACAGUAUAUUGCCAGGAGAAUCACAAGGGGAACCCUUUUACAAAAAAAAGCCAUUGAUAGACUAAAUUCGUAAAAUGACGUCACUUUUUAUCUCGGUCGAUUUUUUUUCUGUUCAGAGGUAGCGUGCUUUUUUGUAAUGUCUCAUUGACAAAUUAAAUUUUUGAGAGACAUGUUUGUGCUUUAAUAAAAAGCUGGUGUUGCUUUUACUGAAGCGG